UUCUACUCGCCGAUAUCCAUGCACAACUGAACUAUAAUGUUGUAAAUACAUGCGGAUUUUACCCAGUUUUCUGCCAUCGCUUUUUGAAGCUUUUCUUGCGUUUUUACGCGCGUCGAUGGUAUUGCCAAAAACCUACUCAUACUUUUAAAGUUUGAAUAAUUCAUGAGAUACAAUUUGCCUGCUCGAAAGAAGCGACUGUAAAAAGGGAGGGGGGUUAUCCACAAACAUAUUCAUAAGGGUUGACGGAAUGGCCACCGCGGCUUCCAAUCCUUAUCUGUCCAGCAAUAGCAUCUUAUCGUCCGGCUCCAUCGUGCACUCUGACUCCGGAGGUGGUGGCAUGCAGCAGGGCAGUGCUGCGGUUACCUCGGGGUCUGGGGGCUACAGGGGAGACCCCUCAAUCAAGAUGGUACAGAGUGACUUUAUGCAAGGCGCAAUGGCAGCGAGCAACGGGGGACACAUGCUGAGCCAUGCCCACCAGUGGGUCACUUCCCUGCCGCACGCCGCAGCGGCAGCCGCAGCAGCCGCGGUGGCUGCAGCUGAAGCCGGCUCGCCCUGGUCGUCGAGUCCCGUCGGGAUGACUGGCAGCCCGCAGCAGCAGGACGUGAAAAACUCCGGCAGAGACGACCUGCACACGGGCACCGCGCUGCACCACAGGCCCCCUCACUUAGCUCCACACCAGACUCACGCCGGGGCUUGGGGCAGCACGACUGCGGCGCACAUUAACUCAUUAUCCGGGGGACAGCAGCAGCAGCAGUCGCUUCUCUACUCCCAGCCGGGGGGGUUCACUGUGAACGGUAUGCUGAGUCCGGGGAGCCAGAGCUUGGUGCACCCGGGCUUAGUGAGGGGGGACACCCCAGAUCUGGACCACGGCAGCCACCACCACCAUCACCACCAUCAGCAUCCGCAUCACCAGCACCACGGCGGCGUCAACAGCCACGACCAGCACUCGGACGACGACACGCCGACCUCCGACGACCUGGAGCAGUUCGCCAAGCAGUUCAAGCAGCGGAGGAUCAAACUGGGCUUUACGCAAGCGGAUGUCGGCUUGGCGUUGGGCACCCUGUACGGGAACGUUUUCUCUCAGACAACCAUUUGCAGAUUCGAGGCUCUGCAGCUCAGUUUCAAAAACAUGUGCAAGCUCAAGCCUUUGUUAAACAAGUGGCUAGAGGAGGCCGACUCGACCACCGGCAGCCCCACAAGCAUCGACAAGAUCGCAGCGCAGGGGAGGAAGCGAAAGAAGCGCACAUCCAUCGAAGUGAGCGUCAAGGGGGCUCUGGAGAGCCACUUCCUGAAAUGCCCCAAACCUUCGGCCCAGGAGAUCACCGGCCUCGCGGACAGCUUGCAGCUGGAGAAGGAGGUGGUUAGAGUAUGGUUUUGCAAUAGGAGACAGAAGGAAAAACGGAUGACGCCCCCAGGAGUGGCGCAGACGCCGGAGGAUGUGUACUCUCAGGUCGGCAAUGGGCAUUUUUUAGUAGAUUACUUAAAAGAUGCAAGUGAAGCGAGCGACCAGAGGGUGACAACUACAAACUCAUUCCACCAGGUAAUUUUGGCGCAUUAAAACACACCAAGAGGAAACCAAGUAUUGUUUAUUCUUUUUUUUUCUCUUCCCUCCUCCAAAAAAUAUUCCCUCUCAUUAUCCUGUGUUUGAUUGAAGAAACAAAGGAGCAGGCAUUCUGUAUAUUUAGAAAUGGGACUGAACCGCCUUCCCUGCUCUAACAAUAACAAGAGGGGGAAAAACUGCAAGAAUAUGAACAAGAGUGACAUCCACGACGCUUCCAUCCUGAUCUACAGCAUUUGUGUUUUUCUGAGGUGGACUGCACGGUUUCAUUUACACACACGCGGAGGAUUAGGGAUUUUUGUUGUCAUGUUGAGGCCUCAAAAGCCCAGAAAGAAGAGGAAAACAGGACCAGGACUGUCCCCUGAUCUUAAAGAUCACACUCUUUUUGGGGGCUUUUUCUUAUUAUUUAAUGGACUUUGACACCGUGAGUGGAUUUUUCCUCGUUUUUUCCACAAAUAGAGCAUAAGACAUUUGAAAAGACUUCAACUGCACUUAUUUGAGAAAAAAAAAUCUGUUGCCAAGUGUGACUGAGUGAGUGCUGUGGAUAUAUUAUUGCUGCCCUUUCUAAGCAGUAUUCUUUGGUAGGUUUUAAUAAACAAAACUCUGUAAAGCCGGCAAUAUAGAUCACUAGAUCAGAUACUGAUCUGAGUUAUUUACUUUAUAUUUUUCAUCAGAAUGACUUGUUUUAAUAUUUUAUUCGGAAUACGUAUGAAUUAUUCCAAACGGUAAUUUAUUUCCUCCUCCAGGAACUUGUGUAAGAUGCUUUCCCUUUUAUUCUUGUUUUCCCUUCAUUUCUUUCUUACAUUUCUGUUGUUGCCCUUAUUUGUUUCAUUUUGUAUUAUCGUUUCUAAAGGAGCACAAAUCAUCAUAAGCUGACAUUGACCGUUGUUAGGUAAUAAGGGUAUAUUUUGAUGUGAUAAUUUGAUUGUAAUUUAAUUUUCAGUAGUGGUUCCGUACGAGCUGAUUGAGACACAAUAAAUUUGUUAGAAUG
Trematomus bernacchii (emerald rockcod) is the source of this 2549-nucleotide messenger RNA. Its product is annotated as POU domain, class 3, transcription factor 3-B. NCBI's taxonomy places the organism in Eukaryota, Metazoa, Chordata, Actinopteri, Perciformes, Nototheniidae. Gene Ontology annotation, molecular function: DNA-binding transcription factor activity, RNA polymerase II-specific; RNA polymerase II cis-regulatory region sequence-specific DNA binding. Gene Ontology annotation, biological process: regulation of transcription by RNA polymerase II; brain development. Gene Ontology annotation, cellular component: nucleus. The transcript has 2 exons. The coding region runs from base 248 to 1558 and encodes 436 amino acids. The record is from RefSeq and is a predicted model, not a curated record.